Messenger RNA from Triticum aestivum (bread wheat), 874 nucleotides. Its product is annotated as peptidyl-prolyl cis-trans isomerase Pin1. The coding region runs from base 79 to 654 and encodes 191 amino acids. The transcript is spliced from 2 exons. Gene Ontology annotation, cellular component: cytosol; nucleus. Lineage: Eukaryota; Viridiplantae; Streptophyta; Magnoliopsida; Poales; Poaceae. The record is from RefSeq and is a predicted model, not a curated record. Gene Ontology annotation, molecular function: peptidyl-prolyl cis-trans isomerase activity.
GACCAAGAAGAGCUUCAGAAACGGAAACCGACCCAAGCGUCUCAGCUCCUCUGCCGCAGCGGCCCGCCGCGACGCAAGAUGGGGACAGACGCCCCCGCCCCCGCCCCGGCCGCGGCCGCCGGAGACGGCGACGCGGCCCGGAAGCGGCCGGGCGGGCAGGACGCGGCCGCGGGCGCCGACAGCAAGCGCCGCCGCGCGGAGCACCCCUCCUCCGGCUCCCGCGAGCGCCACGGCCAGCAGCCGCAGCCGCAGCCGCAGCGGCAGCAGAGGCCGGGGCGCCCCGGGGACGGGGGCAAGGGGAAGAGGGAGACGAUGCGGGCGUCGCACAUCCUGAUCAAGCACGAGGGGUCCCGGCGCAAGGCCUCGUGGCGGGACCCCGACGGCGUCGCCAUCUCCGCCACCACCCGCGACGACGCCGCCGACCUCGCCCGCGCCCUCCGCGACCAGAUCGCCGCCGGGGAGCUCCAGUUCGACGCCGCCGCCCGCGACAACUCCGACUGCAACUCCGCCAAGCGCGGCGGCGACCUCGGUCCAUUCGAGAAGGGCAAGAUGCAGAAGCCUUUCGAGAAGGCAGUGAUUGCUCUGAAGGUGGGGGACAUGAGCGACGUGGUUGACACUGAGAGCGGGGUGCACAUCAUCCUGAGGACCGGGUGACGGCGUCCGUGGAAGCUCUGUCGAUCCAUAUGAGAUUGGCUUGAAACAUCGCGCGUUCUCUUAAGCAGAGACCUUUUGCUUUUAACUUGCAUUGUAACAGUGCUGACUGCAAAGCUACUAUGGGAUUUGGCUGUAUGCCAGGAUUAGACGUUGGUGGUGCUUGUGUUGUCUCGAUAAUGUUACAACUUUUGAGUGAAAUUCAGUUGUUAUUCUCUUUCAA